UGCCUCUCAAUUCUCAUAGUACCUUUAUUUAUUUCGCAUAGACGUUUAGACACACACACACACACAAAAAAAAAAUAAAAAUAAAAAAAAUCAAAAAUAAACAAAUUUCGGUUCGAAACCAUGUUUCUCAAAACGCGGUUUCCACGUCCAGCCGCGCUUUUCGCCGGACGACUUCAUUCAAUCUAUCAUGUGCAUUCUUCCUCCGUAAACACUCCAAGACCCACGACAGCUAUGCCUCUGGCAUGGUAUAGCGGGUGGACCGGAUCGAGGCCUGAAGAUCAUAGCGUUAAUCGCAGCGAUAGGGGGGACCAGACGGAUCCGCAGACGAAGGCGACAAGGGCUGCCUGGAAGGAGAAGAAAGAGGGAAAUGCUGCGACUGAUAGGACAAAGAGUCAGGCAACAACGGAGCUAAAUCAAAAAAGAGGAAAGACACCGGAGGACGAGUUUCCAGAGGCACCAAGACCGAUAAUAGGCACUACCGAUGAGAGAGGAAGGAAAGGUUGGGAGUAGCAUUCAGGAAUACUAAUCAACAAAAAAGGUCGACAGGAAUUGGUGCGUUAACAUGUGAAUAUGUUCUAUUGAUAUAUCCUGUAUCAUCUACCGACUUUGAAUGAGAGAAUCUGGAUAGCGUCUAGUUAGCACUUCAUAGGCAUCAAGGGAAAUUGAAGUGGAACAUACAUCAUGUUUCCCAACUGAGACCACCUCAUCUUCCGAGACUCUUAUACCACCAACUCCUUCAACGUAGGCUAUGGGUGCAUCGCCCAUCACCUUCCGGGCCACGUCUGCGACGGUACUAUUUCUGCGAUAUGAUUAGCAGAGCGCAUCUCAAGAAAUGAAACUAGGAAACAAACUUCUUGACUAGAACAC
Molecule: messenger RNA, 867 nt
Organism: Coccidioides immitis RS
Lineage: Eukaryota; Fungi; Ascomycota; Eurotiomycetes; Onygenales; Onygenaceae
Exons: 2
Coding region: 121-510 (129 amino acids)
Source: RefSeq, a predicted model, not a curated record